Toxotes jaculatrix (banded archerfish) is the source of this 691-nucleotide messenger RNA. RefSeq names its product fucose mutarotase (gene fuom). NCBI's taxonomy places the organism in Eukaryota, Metazoa, Chordata, Actinopteri, Toxotidae. The transcript has 6 exons. Gene Ontology annotation, biological process: fucose metabolic process. Gene Ontology annotation, molecular function: fucose binding; racemase and epimerase activity, acting on carbohydrates and derivatives. The coding region runs from base 9 to 473 and encodes 154 amino acids. The record is from RefSeq and is a predicted model, not a curated record.
CUGACAGUAUGGUCGUGCUGAAAGGAAUCCCGUCUGUUUUAUCACCUGAGCUGCUGUACGCUCUCGCUAAAAUGGGCCACGGGGACGAACUGGUUCUUGCUGAUGCCAAUUUUCCAGCAUCCUCCGUUUGUGCUUGCGGUCCAAAAGAGAUCAGAGCUGAUGGUUUGGGAAUCCCACAGCUUUUGGAGGCUAUUUUGAAGCUGUUGCCCCUGGACACCUAUGUCCACUCUCCGGCAGCGGUCAUGGAUCUGGUAGACAGUGACAAACAGAGAAGUUUAGCUGUCCCUGUGUGGGACACUUACACACAGCUCCUGGAUCAGGUUGGCUGUCAGGCUCCUCUAGAAAAGGUGGAAAGGUUUGCUUUCUAUGAACGAGCCAAGAAAGCCUAUGCUGUUGUAGCAACAGGGGAAACAGCUCUUUAUGGUAACUUGAUACUGAAGAAGGGGGUUAUUCCUGCUGAGCUGCUGCAGUGAUACACACACACACACACACACAUUUUAAAGUAGUGAUGCUCUAAUGAUCUCAAGACGAUUUCAGAGACACCCGUAAUCUUUUCAAGUGAAAAUCUAUUUUUGCAUCAAACUAAUGAUGUGAUUCAUUUCCAGUUUACAUGGAGCAGAAAUUAUUUUGUAUUUUUGUAAAUAACGUCUGUGUUGUACAUGCAUUUCAAUAAAUGAAACAAAGUCUUUGA